GUGCAGCUCGGUGCCGCCUCUGGUUGGCUGGCGUGGGGUGACGUAAUGGCACAUGGCCCGUCGCCAUUGGCUGGGCGGCAAGCUCCGCCCCCUGGACUGCGGCGCGGGUGGGGGUUGUACGUUUUACGCAGGCUGUAGCAGCGACGCGGUGAGGAGACGGCCCACGGCGCCCGCGGACUGGGGCGGUCGCUUCUUCCUUCUCCGUGGCCUACGAGGGUCCCCAGCCUGGGUAAAGAUGGCCCCACGGCCCCCGAAGGGCCUGGUCCCGGCUGUGCUCUGGGGCCUGAGCCUCUUCCUCAACCUCCCAGGCCCCAUCUGGCUCCAGCCCGCUCCACCUCCCCAGUCUUCUCCCCCGCCUCAGCCCCAUCCGUGUCAUACCUGCCGGGGACUGGUUGACAGCUUUAACAAGGGCCUGGAGAGAACCAUCCGGGACAACUUUGGAGGUGGAAACACUGCCUGGGAGGAAGAGAAGUUGUCCAAAUACAAAGACAGUGAGACCCGCCUGGUAGAGGUGCUGGAGGGUGUGUGCAGCAAGUCGGACUUCGAGUGCCACCGCCUGCUGGAGCUGAGUGAGGAGCUGGUGGAGAGCUGGUGGUUUCACAAGCAGCAGGAGGCCCCGGACCUCUUCCAGUGGCUGUGCUCAGAUUCCCUGAAGCUCUGCUGCCCCGCAGGCACCUUCGGGCCCUCCUGCCUUCCCUGUCCUGGGGGAACAGAGAGGCCCUGUGGUGGCUACGGACAGUGUGAAGGAGAAGGGACACGAGGGGGCAGCGGGCACUGUGACUGCCAAGCCGGCUACGGGGGUGAGGCCUGUGGCCAGUGUGGCCUUGGCUACUUUGAGGCAGAACGCAACGCCAGCCAUCUGGUAUGUUCGGCUUGUUUUGGCCCCUGUGCCCGAUGUUCAGGACCUGAGGAAUCAAACUGUUUGCAAUGCAAGAAGGGCUGGGCCUUGCAUCACCUCAAGUGUGUAGACAUUGACGAGUGUGGCACAGAGGGAGCCAACUGUGGAGCCGACCAAUUCUGCGUGAACACUGAGGGCUCCUAUGAGUGCCGAGACUGUGCCAAGGCCUGCCUAGGCUGCAUGGGGGCAGGGCCAGGUCGCUGUAAGAAGUGUAGCCCUGGCUACCAGCAGGUGGGCUCCAAGUGUCUCGAUGUGGAUGAGUGUGAGACAGAGGUGUGUCCAGGAGAGAACAAGCAGUGUGAAAACACCGAGGGCGGUUAUCGCUGCAUCUGUGCUGAGGGCUACAAGCAGAUGGAAGGCAUCUGUGUGAAGGAGCAGAUCCCAGAGUCAGCGGGCUUCUUCUCAGAGAUGACAGAGGACGAGUUGGUGGUGCUGCAGCAGAUGUUCUUUGGCGUCAUCAUCUGUGCACUGGCCACGCUGGCUGCUAAGGGCGACUUGGUGUUCACCGCCAUCUUCAUUGGGGCUGUGGCGGCCAUGACUGGCUACUGGUUGUCAGAGCGCAGUGACCGUGUGCUGGAGGGCUUCAUCAAGGGCAGAUAAUCUCGGCCACCACUUGUAGGAUCUCCUCCCACCCACGCUGCCCCCAGAGCUUGGGCUGUCCUCCUGCUGGACACUCAGGACAGCUUGGUUUAUUUUUGAGAGUGGGGUAAGCACCCCUACCUGCCUUACAGAGCAGCCCAGGUACCCAGGCCCAGGCAGAGAAGGCCCCUGGGGUAAAAAGUAGCCCUGAAGGUGGAUACCAUGAGCUCUUCACCUGGCGGGGACUGGCAGGCUUCACAAUGUGUGAAUUUCAGAAGUUUUUCCUUAAUGGUGGCUGCUAGUGAGCUUUGGCCCCUGCUUAGGAUGAGGGGGUCCUCAUAGGGGUGGGGCCAUCACAGCCCCCUCCUGCCAGCUGCAUGCUGCCAGCUCCUGUUCUAUGUUCACCACAUCCCCACCCCCCAUUGCCACUUAUUUAUUCAUCUCAGGAAAUAAAGAAAGGUCUUGGAAAGUUAAAA
Molecule: messenger RNA, 1953 nt
Organism: Pongo pygmaeus (Bornean orangutan)
Lineage: Eukaryota; Metazoa; Chordata; Mammalia; Primates; Hominidae
Gene: CRELD1
Product: CRELD disulfide isomerase 1
Exons: 11
Coding region: 53-1498 (481 amino acids)
Molecular function (GO): calcium ion binding
Source: RefSeq, a predicted model, not a curated record